AUGUACAGAGAAAGUGAGCAAGAACAGAUUAAAAGUUAAUGGGUUAGAUAGAUACUUAUAUCUAAUAAUUCGAAAAUUGUUGCUAUAAAAUAUUAAGAAUAAUGGCUUCUAUAUAAUUUAAUAGAAAAAAAGUCAAAAAUUUUAUUAUUCCAAAGAAGUGGACCUGGAAUGUUUUCUCCUGAUUCCUAAUAUUUUAUAGCAGUAGGAGUAAACAUUUCAGAAUAAUAAGAAUCAGUUUUAUUAAUUAAGUUAAUGCCAUAUAUUGAGAAUCCGCUUUAAUUAUUGACUCUUGGAAACUAAGUGAAAUGUCUAGAUAUAAAUGAGCAAUCAAAUAAGUUAUUAUUGAAUCUAAUUAAUGGUUCUUUUGAAAUUUGGGAUAUUAAUACUAAAUAAAGAGAGCUACAAUUAAAUUAAAGUAUACGAUUUGAUUUUACAUAAUUUUGUAAUAAUAGAAUCAUAGGAACUCAACCGCAUUGUAUUACUUAUUUUGAUUAAGUCCGAUUGAAACAAAUGAAAAAAAUAUUUGUUUCAGGAAGACUUUCUGAAUAUUAAAAAUAUUCUCAUUACUGUGACGUUAAACAAAUAACACCUUUUUUAAUUCUUUUUAGACAGAAUAGAGGCAUGGAAAAAUUUUGUUAUAGAAUUAUCAACAAUCAGAAUUCAAAAAUGAUCAGAAUAUUUAAGGAUUGUUAGCGAUUUGAGAAUUUAAAUAUAAAUGUAUCUCCAGAUCAUAAACGUUUUGCAAGGUUAUCGAAAAUUUAAAAUACAUAAAUUGAACUUUUAGAAAUAGAUUCAGGCAGAUCAUAUACCUUUAUCAAUUGUUUAGAUACAAAAUAACCAAUUUGUUUUAGUUGUGAUUGGAAUAUUAUUAUUUAAUCUACAAAGCAUGGUUAUGCAAAAGUUUAUAGAAAGAUUGAAUGA
Molecule: messenger RNA, 921 nt
Organism: Paramecium sonneborni
Lineage: Eukaryota; Ciliophora; Oligohymenophorea; Peniculida; Parameciidae
Source: the annotation of a GenBank genome assembly